Molecule: messenger RNA, 992 nt
Organism: Nematolebias whitei (Rio pearlfish)
Lineage: Eukaryota; Metazoa; Chordata; Actinopteri; Cyprinodontiformes; Rivulidae
Product: replication factor C subunit 2-like
Exons: 5
Biological process (GO): DNA-templated DNA replication; DNA repair
Cellular component (GO): DNA replication factor C complex; nucleus
Molecular function (GO): ATP hydrolysis activity; DNA clamp loader activity; DNA binding
Source: RefSeq, a predicted model, not a curated record
GGAAAGCUGCUCCGUUCGCGGGUUCUCAGGCGAACAUCAUGGACGCGGACAUGGCCGAGGCGUCGAGCCGCCAGAAACCGAUGGAAAGCAGCCUAAAGACGGACUCGGAGGCCGUGGAGCCUCCGUCUCGGAGCUCCUACGAGCUGCCGUGGGUGGAGAAGUACCGGCCGCUGAAGCUGAGUGAGAUCGUGGGGAACGAGGAGACCGUGAGCCGCCUGGAGGUGUUCGCCCGGGAGGGGAACGUCCCGAACAUCAUCAUCUCAGGUCCUCCCGGCACAGGAAAGACCACCAGCAUCUUGUGUUUGGCCCGGGCUCUGCUGGGAGCCUCGAUGAAGGACGCCGUGCUGGAGCUGAACGCCUCCAACGACAGGGGCAUCGACGUGGUGAGGAACAAGAUCAAGAUGUUUGCUCAGCAGAAGGUCACGCUGCCUAAAGGUCGGCACAAGAUCAUCAUCCUGGACGAAGCUGACAGCAUGACGGACGGAGCCCAGCAGGCCCUCAGGAGGAUCAUGGAGAUCUACUCCAGGACGACGCGCUUCGCCCUCGCCUGCAACGCCUCCGAUAAGAUCAUCGAGCCGAUCCAGUCCCGCUGCGCCGUGCUGCGCUACUCCAAGCUGACGGACGGACAGAUCCUGGCCCGGCUGCAGGACGUGGUGGACAAGGAGCGCCUGUCCGUGUCCGACGACGGGCUGGAGGCCGUCAUCUUCACAGCGCAGGGAGACAUGAGACAGGCGCUGAACAACCUGCAGUCCACCAACUCGGGCUUCGGCUUCAUCAACAGCGAGAACGUGUUCAAGGUGUGCGACGAGCCCCACCCCCUGCUGGUGAAGAGCAUGCUGGGACACUGCGUGGAGGGGAACAUCGACGAGGCCUACAAGGUGGUGGAGCAGCUGUGGGCUCUGGGCUACUCUCCAGAAGACAUCAUCGGAAACAUCUUCAGGGUCUGCAAGACCUACCAGAUGGCCGAGUACCUCAAACUGGAGUUCAUCAAG